AUGGGUUUCAUCGGCGCCACCGCAACGGGCCUCGUGGCCGGCCUCCACGGCUACAUCCUCGUUCUCGAGAUGUUCCUCUGGACCUCGCCCCGCGGCCGCAAGGCCUUCCGCCUGACCGCCGACUUCGCCGAGAAGACCAAGACGCUGGCCGCCAACCAGGGCCUGUACAACGGCUUCCUCGCCGCCGGUCUGGCCUGGGGCGUCGUUCACCCCGUCGCCGAGUUCGCCGACCAGAUCCGCCUGUUCUUCCUCGGCUGCGUCUUUGUUGCCGGCGCGUACGGCGGCGCCACGGCCAACCCGCGCAUCUUCAUGAUUCAGAGCGUGCCGGCUCUGCUUUCCAUCGGCGCUGUCUUGUCCGGCAUCUAA
Colletotrichum karsti is the source of this 366-nucleotide messenger RNA. RefSeq lists its product as uncharacterized. The transcript has a single exon. The record is from RefSeq and is a predicted model, not a curated record. Bases 1 to 366 code for a protein of 121 amino acids. Lineage: Eukaryota; Fungi; Ascomycota; Sordariomycetes; Glomerellales; Glomerellaceae.